Messenger RNA from Papilio machaon (common yellow swallowtail), 523 nucleotides. RefSeq names its product pheromone-binding protein. NCBI's taxonomy places the organism in Eukaryota, Metazoa, Arthropoda, Insecta, Lepidoptera, Papilionidae. The record is from RefSeq and is a predicted model, not a curated record. The coding region runs from base 25 to 522 and encodes 165 amino acids. Gene Ontology annotation, molecular function: odorant binding. The transcript has 3 exons.
UGCUGUAAACUCGACUCACUGCAAAUGGGUGUGGUGGUGCGGACGGCGCUACUGCUGCUGGUGGUGGCGGCCGCAGCAGAUGACGCCCCCAGCUCUAUUAUCAAUGAGAUCAGCAAGCAGUUCGGCAGCAUGAUGCUCUACUGCGUGCAGUUGCUAUACCCGCAGACGGGCUACUUUCGCGACGUGCUGGACUUCUGGAACCGUGACUUGAACAUCACGGGGCACACAUACCUGGGCUGCCUGGCUGCCUGCAGCUUGUUCAAGCUGCAGCUGCGAAACCGCGACGGCUCCCUCAAUGAAACUAACAUUAUGAACUUCCUCCGCCAGAACGGCGCCGUCGAGAAUGACGCGGCGGUGCUGCUGGAGGUGUUCAAGACGUGCCAGAACGUCUCCAGCUCCGAGCGCAAGGCGUGCGCCGCGGGUCUUAAGACUAUGAUUUGCUUCCGAUCACAAAUAUACCGCCUCAACUGGACGCCGCAGUUCUACAGGGGCCCCUUUGAAAAUGUAUUGAAUGGAAAAUAAU